Messenger RNA from Lachancea dasiensis, 2160 nucleotides. The record is from the annotation of a GenBank genome assembly. Lineage: Eukaryota; Fungi; Ascomycota; Saccharomycetes; Saccharomycetales; Saccharomycetaceae.
AUGGGAUCCAAUUCAACCAACUCCGACCAAUUGGCUCAAUUUGGAAGGGCUGUGUCAACUACAGCCUCGGCAAUUUUUGGAUCACAGUCAAUGGAAGACACUAUAUUAUCAUAUAGCAGUCCUUACAAGAAAUUGCUACACCAGACAAUCACCCACUCGGGCUCCAGUAGCGCUUUAACAAAGUUAAGGACCACGGCAAAUCCAUUUCGGAAGGAAGAUAACAAGUCCUUUCAAGACAUAUACUCUGCUCCGAACGGAAAAUCAUUUUUUGAGAAUCAAUUUAGCAACACCAAGACCAGUUUUCGCGUGCUUAGCUAUCUCAGUGAAGAACUGCUGUAUGAUAUACCGAAUUCUAAGAAUUCAAAUCGCAGUAAGAAAAGCUCGCGGCGUCUCUUGACCGAAAACGGCGAUGCCACGUCCCAUAGCAGAUCAACUGGAGAAGAGCCAUCUCUAUUUCAGGGCUUCCACUCUUCGCUGCCUACCAUCAACGAGACAAUCAGUUCGCAUGGCAACCAUGAGGAAUCUCGUACUCUUACGAAUUCAGAGGAGAGUACUGGGGAAGAGGCAUUUUCCUUGCCAGGGAAACUCGAUUGGGAUGAGCUGAGCGAGACAUAUUCACUGCAUACUCUGAAAACUGCAUCACAAAGCAUCACUGAUAACUUGGACUUGUUAGAGAUUCAAAAAAACUUGGCAGCUAGUGAGAUCAAAGAGAUUGACGCUAAGUUGGAAAAGCUAAAGAUGGUUCGUAACUUUGUUUUCAAACGAGUGGCCAGAGUGGAGCAAAAUGAGAUUUUUCUAGAAAAGCAUCUCGCUCUUGUCAAAGACAGAAUUGAUUUGAUUCAGGAACAUGGCCUGGACGAAGAUGCCGAAAGCGAGAAUCGCUCCGACAUGAAGGGCGCAUCGGCAGAAAGCAGUACCAAAAGAACCAUCCAAAGUAGCACAACAGCACAGGAACUGGCCAACAACAACGCACCUGAGAGUGAUGAUGACGAAACAUCUGCUUUGAUGAGCAAGUCUAUUUAUCAGAAAAUAAAAAAGAGCCCGCCCAGUUCAAAAGCAGCCUCACUCAAGGCUUCCCAGAAUCAAAAGCGCACGAAUCAAAAUGUUCUCCACGUUAACCACCGCAAACGAAAGACGUACCCAACAUUACAACAGUUUUACGAACCUGGAGCCAGCAUAGCAUCUUUCCCUAAAGCGCACGACGAUAGCAUAACGUGUCUGGACUUCGACAUGCCGUUCGGUACCAUGUGUACCGCGGGAAAAAUGGAUCACUCCGUCAAAAUCUGGAACUUGAGUAAGCAAACACAGAUCGCUUGCCUGCCGGGCCACCUGGCUUCCGUAAGCUGUAUGCAAAUGGACGAGUCAUACACAUUGAUCACUGGCGGCCGUGACGCCUUAUUGAAACUUUGGGACGUGGAAAAGGCUGAAGAUAUAUAUCAGGAAGGUGGCGUAGAUGCUGAAGAGGAUGAGCUUUGUAUGCACACGUUCGACGCCCACGUCGACGAAAUCACCGCUUUGCAUUUCGAAGGAGACUCCCUCGUUUCGGGUUCUCAAGAUCGUACGAUUCGCCAGUGGGAUUUGACCACUGGUAAGUGUCUACAGACUAUUGAUCUUAACUUUACAAACAGGGGCACGUCUGAUGGCUUUUCGUCCGUCCGCUCCCACAACCCGCGCAGCAGUGUGCUUCUUACCCACAACGACCCGCCAGUUAUUGGCGCGUUACAAUGCUACGACGCGGCAAUGGCUACCGGGACGAAGGACGGCGUGGUCCGACUAUGGGACCUCAGGUCAGGACAGGUCAUUCGCACCCUCGAGGGCCACACUGAUGCAGUCACAGGUCUGCAGUUCGACUCGAUCAACUUGGUGACAGGGUCCCUGGACCGCAGCAUACGGAUUUGGGAUCUACGAACUGGACUACUAGCUGAUGUAUUUGCGUACAACAGCCCUGUUAGCAGUUUGCAAUUUGAUCUAGACAAAAUUGUCGCCGCCAAUAACGAAAACAGUGUCAAGGUUUACGAUCGGAAAGAGAGUCGCCACUGGAUCUGCGGCGAGGCGGAACCUGCAGAUACCGACAACAAUGUCGUUGAUUUCAUACGAUACAAGCAUGGAUACCUCGUAGAAGGUCGCACCAAUGGGGAUGUGCAUACGUGGGCUAUAUAG